AUGUCUAUCCCUCAUGCACGUUUCUCCUUUGUACCGCUUAUCUUCUUCAUGCUUAUAUAUAUUCUUCAUGCAUAUUUCUUCUCCAAAUCUGUUCAGAUAACUGGAAUAACACUUCUUCUUCUUCCUCUUCAUGCGGAUAGUGUUUUGAUGGUGCGGUGCUGCAGUUGUUCACACGUUAUGGAAGCUGAUGUGGGCAGUCAUAAUAGUUUCCUGGGCAUUUUUUAUCCGAAUGACAGCUUGUAUGCCAAUGACGACCUUACUGAUCGGGAGAAUGAGACAUUCAAGUGGCUCGCUUCAGAAGAGUGCCGCUUUGCUUUUGCCGACCAUUGUUUAGUCUGCUAUCGUGUGAUGUUGAUUGUGUGGAAUGCGAAGGGUCCGCCGCUUGCGACACAAGGCGGAGAUGGAGAGUCGACUAGUGACGGUCAACUGAUAAUGUUAUAUAUGCAUGGUGUGGAACCAUGUGAAGAUGAUUACGACUUGUCUAAGAUAUCGCAAUGGAAAGUUGAGAGGACGGUUGAUGGUAAACUAUUCGAUGAUAUUGUAAUUGUCGAUGGCUGUGCAAGCUCCCUUAAUGGUGAUAAUUCUUCUAUCAAUGCUGCUCUCGAUGAUGAUCCUGACAACGACAAUGGUGGUGGUGGUUGUGGCGGUGACCAUUCACAGGAGAUCACAUCAGCUCGUGCUUAUUUUAUUAAAUUGAAUGAUGAUGAUGUGAUAUGGGAUAUACUAGAGGUAUUAGAAGGUUAUUGUUGA
Molecule: messenger RNA, 750 nt
Organism: Pistacia vera
Lineage: Eukaryota; Viridiplantae; Streptophyta; Magnoliopsida; Sapindales; Anacardiaceae
Exons: 4
Coding region: 1-750 (249 amino acids)
Source: RefSeq, a predicted model, not a curated record